Molecule: messenger RNA, 576 nt
Organism: Balaenoptera musculus (blue whale)
Lineage: Eukaryota; Metazoa; Chordata; Mammalia; Artiodactyla; Balaenopteridae
Gene: NDUFA6
Product: NADH:ubiquinone oxidoreductase subunit A6
Exons: 4
Coding region: 41-472 (143 amino acids)
Biological process (GO): response to oxidative stress
Source: RefSeq, a predicted model, not a curated record
UUGAAACGGGGUGAAGUUGGGAGGUGGUUUCUUUCGCAAGAUGGCGGCGAGCGGCCUCCGCCGGGCUGGUGCUGCGGCCACCACCUCGGUGAAGCCCAUUUUCAGUCGGGACAUGAACGAGGCCAAGCGGAGGGUGCGCGAGCUCUACCGCGCCUGGUAUCGGGAGGUGCCGAACACUGAUGAGAAAACUGAGGCACAUAAACUUGUCUCACAUCACACCAUUAUGCAUUUAUUCCAGCUAGACAUCUCUGUGAAACAGGGACGGGAUAAAGUCCGAGAAAUGUUUAUGAAGAAUGCCCACGUCAUAGACCCCAGGGUGGUUGAUCUUCUGGUCAUUAAGGGAAAGAUGGAACUGGAAGAAACAAUUCAAGUGUGGAAGCAGCGGACACACGUUAUGCGGUUUUUCCAUGAAACAGAAGCACCAAGGCCAAAGGAUUUCCUGUCCAAGUUCUAUGUUGGGCACGACCCGUGAAAUCACUCAAUGGAAAAGUGCAUGUUGAUAUUUAAAUAUUUUAGAGCACAAAUAAACUCAAUAUAUGAUGGUCAUUUCAUGAUAGAAUUCCAUUGGUGAACCAA